AUUGCAUUCCCUAGAAUUUUGAGAGGGGAAACGAAAUCAAGCCUAAGAUGCUCGUCCAAUUCCCAUCCCAACAAGAAAGAAAUCCAAGUGCUUGAUUGGGGCCAACAACAAUAUAUUGAAUUGAAUAGAAGAUGAUGAAGAUGGUGAUGGUGAUGGUGAUGUUCUUGUAUGGCGCAGAAGCAUCGAUAGGCAUCAAUUGGGGAAGAGAGAGUGCCCAAAGAUUGGUCCCAUCACAAGUUGUGGAUAUGUUGUUGCAAAAUGGAAUUGGACGAGCAAGACUGUUUUCCUCUCAAACAGAUAUUGUGGCUCCAUUCGAAGGAAGUGGCAUUAACUUGACCAUAACCAUAAACAAGAUUGCUUUUAUAAAAACCAAGGAAUUGGCAACGGAGUGGGUCCAGGAGAAUGAAUACUAUUUCAAUCGUUGCAACGUAAGGGAAAUCUAUAUUUUCGGGUAUGUGUUUGCGACCAGUUUGGAGGCAAUAAGCCAGGCAGUGGAGGUACAGCGUAUGCUGCAAGGCAUUCUGAAUGAGCGCGGCUUUGGGCACGUGAAGGUGAACACCCCACACAUUCAUCCCGAAUUGGUCCCCAACGUCACAAAGCCAUCUCAGAUCGAGUUUUGCGACACCAUCAAGCCAUACAUGAUCCAGCAUCUGCAAUUCCUCAGGGAAAACAAUGCUCCAUUUCUAAUCGAGGCCAUCCCAAUCCAAAUCAACUUUAUAAAUAACUUCGACCCCAGCUUCGCCUUCCCGGGCAACGCUUCCACCCAAGUCAUCAAUGACGUCAAUGGCGCUAUCUACACUAACGUCGUGGAGUGGCACUACGACUCCUACGUGUGGGCCCUUGAAAAGCUCAAUUUCUCAGACAUCCGCCUAGACUACAGCCUGCUAGGCUGGCCCACCGACGGGUACACUGGAGCCAACGCCUCCACCGCAGAGUACUUUUACAAGCACCUCCUGCCUUGGGCGACUAGCGACAGGGGCACCCCAAAGCGGCCCGGCCGCCCCAUCAACGUUAAUGUGCACAGCCUCGCCGACGAGCACAAAAUUAAGUCCUUCCCUUACACGCGCCACUUUGGCAUCUACCGCUCCAACGGCCAGCCCAAGUAUAAGAUCGAUCUCUCAGGGCAGGGGAGGGACAUCUACCCCACCACCAUCCGAGGGAUUAUGCGCAUGCCGGACCGGUGGUGUGCCUUCAAUGGGGACCGUCGUGACAUGGACAAGGUCAAGGCCCAGCUCGACUGGGCCUGCAAGAAAAGCGACUGCACCAGCACCUUCGAAGGUGCCUCAUGCAGCUCCCUAACAUUAGAACAAAACAUUACCUAUGCCUUCAACAUGUAUUUCCAGUACCAGUUCCAGGACGAGAAGUCCUGCGAUUUCGAUGGCUUGGGCCAUGUCGUCGUCAAUGAUCCCUCAACAGACGCCUGCGUCUUCCCCGUUGAGGUCGUCAAAGGCCAACAGGUCAACUUUCAGGCCAACAACUCUGGACACGCCUUCCGCCCUUCCACUGCCUUCUUCUACCUUUCAAUCCUCCUCUUUUUUUCCUAUCAAACUCUAUAUUUUUGAUUUAUCUACCUAGUACAUUUUUUGUAAGGGUAGAUAAACUAAGUAGUUAGAUCAUAGUUUUGCUCUUUUAUUUUAUUUGUAAACAUAGCGAGGUCGCAGCUAUAAAUAAAAUAAAAGAAAUUAAAUAUUGUUCUUUUGUUCCCUUA
Salvia splendens (bonfire salvia) is the source of this 1708-nucleotide messenger RNA. Its product is annotated as glucan endo-1,3-beta-glucosidase 8. Gene Ontology annotation, biological process: carbohydrate metabolic process. The record is from RefSeq and is a predicted model, not a curated record. The transcript is spliced from 3 exons. The coding region runs from base 132 to 1562 and encodes 476 amino acids. NCBI's taxonomy places the organism in Eukaryota, Viridiplantae, Streptophyta, Magnoliopsida, Lamiales, Lamiaceae. Gene Ontology annotation, molecular function: hydrolase activity, hydrolyzing O-glycosyl compounds.